Molecule: messenger RNA, 1078 nt
Organism: Nylanderia fulva
Lineage: Eukaryota; Metazoa; Arthropoda; Insecta; Hymenoptera; Formicidae
Source: RefSeq, a predicted model, not a curated record
CAUGCAUUGCAAUCCAACUUUGGAAAAAUCAGAAAUGGCCGAGGCUCAAAAAUUCCGUGAUAAAAAGAUGCGCAAAAUUCGAACAUCGAAUGGUUACUCCAAUCAGAUAAAUCAAGAUAGAAUUGACAGAAUUAAAUGCAUGGAAGACAUCAUACAAGAUCUGGAAUGCCAUGGACCAGCUGGUUUAAUACAUAUUUGUGUCUUAAGUGAUAUAAUUGGAAAACCCAUUAGGGUAUGGAACGCUGAUGGUAGUUUAAACAGCAUCAUCGGGAAGCGAAAAACAGGAGAGCCCAUAGAUGUCGAGUAUCACAAAACAGAUUCCGAACAGAUAGGUCAGUUGUUAGAUCCCCUUAACUCCCAUCCUAUCCACUUCCUUAAUUCCUCUCUAGGCCAUUGGACCCUGAAAUGCGGGAAAGAUCCCGAUAAUGUCUCCAUAGAUUUAAAUAGCUGUCUCUUUUCGGUGAUCGGCUCUCAGAUCGGGGAAAGUCCAUCGAAACUUCGUAAAUGGACGGUGUUGAAGCUAAAGAGCCACUUUCGAAAAGGAAGAUUGGCCGAUCGAAUAGACAAGAUCCUGAAAUUAGAGAAAAAUGGCAAGAUAAUCCUGUUGAUCGGUGGAGCUCGCUAUUGCGGCACCUCGCCCGAUCAUGCCGGGGUAAUUCUUGACCAAUCGGAGGGUAGACUCGCACACGGACAUGGGAAUCCUGGCCAUCCCAGAGGACACGCUGUGCAUCCGUCGCCCCCUAAUGUCCAGACCUAUUCUCAAAGAGGAUGGAAGACAGCUUUUUUAUCGCGAGAUGACCAAAAUUAUGUUGUCCAUUUGGCCUUGACCACACAACAAGCUAAGGCUGCGAUGGAUAGGCUCAACAGAGGUGCGACAUCAGAAGCGAUAGAUGUGUUGCCUUCAGAGAUGAAUCAUUCGGAAAGUUUCCCCAGGGGAAGAGAAUUUGAAGGUGGAAUAGCGACGAGUAAUGAAAAAAGAAUUAGAAGUGUGUUUUUGCUGUUGAGACACCACUCAAGUCAGUAUAAUAAUCCAGAUGCGGAUGUUUUCGUGCAAACCUGUUACCCUAGACUGAAUUAA